UUUUACCUUUUUCAUCUUGCUGUAGCUUUUUUUGACUAGGUAAUUUGACAUUUUGACGUUGUACUUUCUUGCAGCAUCCUCCAAGAACGAACGAAGUUUUAAGUUCGAGAUAGGUUACGGGAACGUGAUUUGAUGUCCGGCAUGCAAGGCAAUAAUUCAGAGGAAAUAUCUGAUAGAAAUCUUGCCGAAGCUUUGCGUCGCCCGCUGCUUGAUUUUGAUGAGACCUACAGGCAAGCGAAUCUCUCCGAAGCACAGUCGACACGAACGGAAGCUCCGCGAGAAGAUGAGACGAGACGUCGGGUUCUUGUUCCUGCCUCUAUACGGACUGCGAGCGGGGGGCAAAGUGUCGCUCCCAGCACGGGAUCCCCGCCUGCAACUGCCAGUUCAGGCAGCAGGCUGCAAGAUGUACAAGGUCUUCGUCAUCAACCCGAGUCUCCACAAGAACGAGAUUUUGAUGAAACGCCGAUGGGAGAAGAUGGCGCGGAAAAUGCCGGCCCCGGCACCGUAGACGAAAUAUCGUGUCUCGCAGGAGUUGCGACUGCUCGAAACGGCCUGUAUCUGGUGCUGGUCGUGGUGGUGAUCCGACUUGUGUUGCUUGUUCUGGUUUGCGCAAAGGUUUUUUCGGAUUCACACGGUGGAGCUGCUGCAACAGCGGCACCUUUGACUUCGAUAUUCGGUGGGCUGCUAGGAAACGGCACCAGCAUAGAUGGCGGUGGUGGACAAUCUUCUUCCCCUGCAGCGACGGACCAGAGGCAGAGGGAUGAGAAGCAAACUGCUGAUGCCAGCAGUGGUGGAGCUAGUGGCGCGGCCACGACAAUACCGUCUUCCGUUGUCGCACAGUACUCUGCGCAGCAUGACCGGAUGUAUGUGAUUCCGGUUGUAGACCAAGACCGUAUACGCACCGCAAACGUAUCGUCCCACACGUAGUUUCUUACUACAAAUCGGAAAAAAUAAAAAAGAGGAGUAGCAGAAUGUGAAUCAUUUGAGAAAUUUGCAGGAUGAAGGAAGAUCGAAAAAGACCGGGUAAAGAUCAUCUGGCCCGUAUCUUCUAUUGCAAUCUGUAUGCAAAAAAUGCGUGGUGCGAUACUUUUGCACAGGAUACGGCAAAAGCGGUGACUUGCGAAGCUGUGGCUGGCAGCGUGCGACAUUACUUGCUGUGGAGUCUACGGACCUAUUCUUUCGUGAGAGAGCUAUCAAGUUUGUGGACGACCGCUCGCAUUCACGCCCUAUCGACGGUGCGCCAGGGAGCACGGUAAAUGCAACUGCUCGUGCGAGUAGCGGAAUGGACGAGAAUAUGAGCAGGCGUGCCGCCUCUCUCUUGCAUCUCGCCGAGACCGACAGAGCGCAAAGACCAAUUUACGAGAGGCAGUACGGCGAAGAGGAAGCGUUUUGGUCAUUCUCUAAUGAAAGGAAUGCCGCCGUGAUUCAGCCGAGCAACCUUGAGAUCGCUUUACACGCCUUCGUUGACGGGAAUUUCGUUACCCGCGGAAGCUAUGAAACGCUCCUCCCGUUGAGUGUCAUCGAGAACGCACCUGUUAGUGUCUUGCAGCUGCCAGUCACAUCAUUCGGAAAAAACGAAACAGAGGCAACAGGAAAACCGCUGGUCACAACACGGGAAGAGCAGGACGGGGCGGAUGGCCUUCUUGGAAACGUCAACGUCAACGAUCAAGGCGCCACGAGAUCAAUUUUCAAAGACUUCGCCGCGACCGUUCUGAGCGCACGUACACAAGCGGCUGCUGAUUCCACAUCUCCUAGUCCUCAGCUUCCCGUAGUGCGCUUGGUCGCGCUGGAAAGACGGCACAUCACAGCCUUGUUGACCGCAUUGGGCUGCACAGGUCGUCGUGGAGAGGACGACUCCAAAGAGCGGUCGUGCCACGAAAGAGUGACCCCUUACAUCCAGGCGAUGCGCGGAUUUGACUUAGAAAUCGAACAGCAAUUACACGGUGAAGCUGUCGCGGAGACCGUUGCAAGGAGAACGCAGAAGGAGCUUCUCCCUAGUCAGAAAGUGCACGCGGGCGACCUGUACUUCGAGUUGGAGUUCGGUUUCCGUCCUCUUCGUGGCAAUCACCCACCAGACACGAAGCAGACCAAUUUUUCAGACGAGCUAGGUCGUCCUGCAAGAAAUGCAACCCAGCUCGUGUUGCUCGCAAUCACGCCUCGAGUGACGCCCUUUUCUCGAAGUGUCUGUGAUGAGGGAGCCCUGGUUCAUGAUACUAACCGGGCGAGCAACAAUAAUUCCCUGCUAACGUUCUCACACCUCCUGGGACAACUGACCGGAGGGCCUGUGAUGUCGCAAACGACCUAG
This is a messenger RNA of Amoebophrya sp. A120, 2305 nucleotides long. NCBI's taxonomy places the organism in Eukaryota, Dinophyceae, Syndiniales, Amoebophryaceae. The record is from the annotation of a GenBank genome assembly.